GACAGAUGAGAGCCAAUAGCGCGCGACAUCCUGCUAAAGAAAAACGAGACAAGGAACCAAAACGGAGGGUAGUAACUCACCCGCGCGGGCGACACAGUCUGCAACAAAGCCUCCCAGAAAAGUGGAAGACAGCACAUAUCCUCCUCCUGCUACUGAGUGUAUAAACCGUCUCUGUGUUAUCAGCCGGUGUGUUGCAGACCAGUAAGGCCGAUGGACACCAGAAGCACCACUGAAGAGAAAGCUGUCCAACGAUCUAAGUCCUUCAGCUUUAAGACUCAAAAGGAGGUGUGUGCAUCAUGCGAGAAGACGGUCUACCCAAUGGAAAGACUGGUUGCCAACAACCUGGUCUUCCAUUCAACUUGCUUCUGCUGCAAGCACUGCAACGCCAAACUCAGCCUUGGCACCUACGCAGCUCUCCAAGGUGAAUUUUACUGCAAACCCCACUUCCAGCAGCUGUUCAAAAACAAGGGCAACUAUGACGAGGGCUUUGGACGAAAGCAGCACAAAGAGCUCUGGGCCUCCAAGGAGACAAAUAAUAUAACAAAGACAGCAUAAUCACGUCUGCCUGUGAUCCGUCCCAUCCCAGCUCUGCCUCCUCCUAACACCUCCAGUGCAUCACGAUGAACACAUGCCUCAUAUGCUGGGGCUCUGUUAAGUCACCCACGCACUCACUCGCUUUUUAAAUGCCAUCAGAACAGACACAUGCACAAACAGCUAGGAAAUGACUGGCCAGUUUUAAUCCAUGCAGCUUAAACAUAUUUUUGGGGUGUGUUUUAGUUUCAGUUUUAAUUGGUAUCUUUAUUUUCUUAUUUGGAAUUAUUAGAUGACUGUGACCAAAAUCUUUCUAUUGUAUGGGGAGUGUAAUUGUUUUUUAUUUUUAUUUUUUUAUUCCUUUUAAUAAUUUGCACCCUCUCUUUUUAGACUUAAAUAAAACUGUAUGCUUAGGCAAACAUCAGAGGGGUCGCAGAGCAUCCAUGUUUUGCAGUAGAGCAUACACUGAGGUCAGUUUUCACCCAAGGAUUUAAAAAAAAAUCUUACAUACUGUAUUUCCCUCAUUUUAAAAGAUUACAAAUUAAAAUAAUAGUCCUCAGUAUUGUGACUCUGCUGUCAGAGACAAUUUUGUCAGUUUGUCAUGUUCCGUAUAUUUGAGGAAGAAACAGGGUACAGAGUACUGUAAAAUAAUCGCACACAUCAGCAACAGCUCACCUCUCGUGUUUGGAUUUCUGUGUUUAUUGUCGUUCUCUUCGUUCCAUGGUUUAUUGUUAUUUUAAGGGCCAGUGUGAGUCUUAUCUUUGCAUGUUGGUAUGACUGGGUCUUAAUAGCCUUAUCUGAUGACUUCAGUAGCAGUGCUUUGUAUACUGUCUGUGCAUAGAGCUGUAGUAUGUGAUUAGUGUAUGUUGCCCACCAUGCUGUACUCUCGUCUUGCACGCACACACACGAUCACCUGACCAGAUGUUGAUAAUCACUGAGAAACCUGAGGCCUCGUCCAUAAACAUCCCUCAGUCUCGUUGUGUGAAACAUUUUAAGAGGAGCUGCAAAUGUGUGGUUAAACUGAUUACCACAGUUACAGUCCUGUGCCACGAUUAGGGGUGUAGAUGGAUGGAGUUUAAACCUCACAGAAAACCCUCAGUUUGUUCCCUUCUCAGUUAUUGGCAUCUUGUGAGGAUAAUUCUCGUAUGAAUUUGAGUGUUUUUCCGUAACUGGAGAGUUUAUGGGGACACACACAGAUCCAAUCCAAACAUAGUUACUUGAACACCCAUUGUUAUUAGCCCCAGUCCCUUCUAGGUUUCCUCUUUAAAUAAACGCCUUCCUGUUCUUAUCUCCUGAUGUAUUAGGGAAAUAUAUCUUAACACUGGGAUCGGUUUCUUAAUAUUGAAUUUAAGUGACUGAAGGGUUUGUCACAGUAUUGCUCCUCUGAGGUUCUCCUGCAAAACCCAGUGCAGAGCUCCCCCUGUUGGGGAACGUGUGACAGUGGUGUCUAGUGUGAGAGCCUUUGUCCACACAGCCUUUGUUUGUGAACUUCUCAACAUCGCCUUUAUUCUAUACAGUUAUUGAAUACGUUGCCUCAGAAUUUCAGUCACUUUUGAUCUAAUUUAAUUGCAGCACCUAAGACAAAAUAAUUGAGUUAGACUAUUUCUGCAUCUAUGAUUUCAUUCUAAUCAAAGAAUGAGUCUAAAGCCAUUCUGAUAUCUCAUUUUUGAAAAUGUCUGAAUACCACUGAAACUUGAAUGACAAAAUACUUUCUGUGACUUAAGGUUUACUGUGAAGUUGAGCAUGCUGUGCAGAGUAGAAAGCUAAAGUAGACAGAUUGAUAUUUGCUCAUUGUUAAUAGAGGAGCCUUAGAAAUAAAUAGCUGUCCAUAUUUCUUUUUAAAACAAUACUUUUGAGUGCACAAAUCUUUUCAAGAAGUCUCUUGUUCAUGCCUUUUUUAAAAAGACGUGCUUACGUCUGAGUCUCACUCUUUUACAUAUAACUCAACCAGCAGCCUUUUUUUUUAAUUCACAUAUAAUGUAUAAUACUUCUAAUUUUGUGUGGCAAAGUCUAGUUUCCUUUUUUAUUUUACAAUGGUCCUCUGGAUCUUUGACAAUUCUUUCAAAUCAGGAGUAUUGUAUCUACAAAUGUUGUCUUUGUUAUUUUAUGUUAGCAGUUUGCCAAGGUACAACUGCAAUAUUUGUGAAUUCAAUUGAAGUGACAAGGUACACUUUACACUGGUGCCAAGAGGCUCAGGUGAACGCAGUGUGAUGUGUUAAAUGUUCAGCCUGUGAGUCAUGUAAUUUUGUGCUAAACUUGAUGUGGUCUUACUUUGCAGUGCUGUUGUCAGAGACAUUUUAAAUGUAUGCAUCUUUGAAAACGUAUUCUGUAUUACAGACUUAACCUGUGGAUUGAUGUGGCCUUACAACAAAAGGACACUUGGACUGUGUUUUCAGUCUUUCUCCUCUACUUUCCAUUCUCUCUACUGCCUAGCUCUGGUAUGGAACAUUUAAAAUGUUAGCACCCCCUUGCUACGCCAGUACACAUGAACAUUUUGUGCAUUUUUUUACAUGCUUUUGGAGAAAAAUAAAUAAAUAAA
This is a messenger RNA of Monopterus albus (swamp eel), 3070 nucleotides long. It is a transcript of the gene limd2, whose product is annotated as LIM domain containing 2. NCBI's taxonomy places the organism in Eukaryota, Metazoa, Chordata, Actinopteri, Synbranchiformes, Synbranchidae. The record is from RefSeq and is a predicted model, not a curated record. The coding region runs from base 211 to 555 and encodes 114 amino acids. The transcript is spliced from 4 exons.